CUUCGUGAAACCCGCUUUCGACCUCUUCAGGGACGCUCGCCAGCACGGCGUGGCUGCCAACACCAAGUCUUACAACAUCUUGAUGCGGGCGAUGUGCCUGAGUGGGGAACUGAGCAUUGCCUACAAGCUGUUCAACGAAAUGCUCAAGAGAGACGUUGUUCCGAAUGUCGAAUCCUACCGCAUUCUGAUGCAAGCUUUGUGCAGGAAGAGUCAGGUUAACGGAGCUGUUGAUCUGUUGGAGGACAUGUUGAACAAAGGGUUCGUGCCCGAUGCCCUGACCUACACCACCCUGCUGAACAGCCUGUGCAGGAAGAAGCAGCUUAGGGAGGCUUACAAGCUUCUCUGCAGGAUGAAGGUGAAAGGCUGCAACCCUGACCUUGUUCAUUACAACACUGUAAUACUCGGGUUCUGCAGAGAAGGCCGCGCGACGGACGCCUGCAAGGUUCUGGAGGACAUGGAGUCGAAUGGGUGCUUGCCGAACCUGGUCUCUUACAGAACUCUGGUUGGUGGGUUGUGUGAUCAAGGGAUGUUUGAUGAAGCAAAGGGCUACCUGCAGGAGAUGCUGGCGAAAGGAUUUUCGCUGCAUUUUUCGGUUGCUGAUGCUGUGGUGAAGGGUCUUUGUGGUCUUGGCAAGGUUGAGGAAGCUUGUGAAGUGGUGGAAGUAUUGCUUAAUCAUGGAGUGGCUCUGCAUAUAGGGGAACAAAAAGCAGAGGAGGAGGCGGCCAUGGCUUCAACUUGCUCCACCACUUUGUCGAUCUCAUCUUCUUCCUCAAGCCUCGUGGAUGCAGCCAAGGGUCCUCGCCAGCCUGCAGCGUCUUCUGCUACUCAAUGCGUCACUCUCCCCACACUUCCCCCUCUCGCAGCUGCCCGCCCUUCUUCCAAGGCCGCAACUUACUGUCGGAAGAUUGCUCGCAAUGUCGUGUCCAUGGCGACGGCAGGGGAUCCUGCUGCUCCUGCUGAGGUUGACACAACUGAGCUGCCUGAGCUUGUGAAGACUGUUCAAGAAGCUUGGGAUAAAGUGGAAGACAAGUAUGCAGUGUCUUCUCUAGCUGCGGCUGGUGUACUUGCAAUCUGGAGUUCUUCUGGGAUGAUCUCGGUUAAGUGUCUAGUCCAGAUUUUGAUUUCUGUUUGCUACUUUCCCCAAAUUCCAUUCUGUUUUUUCUCAGUUUUCUGCUUUGCUUGCUUGCUGCCUUUAUCUCCUAUAUUGCAGGCUAUCGACAGGCUUCCUUUAGUUCCUGGUGUUCUUGAGAUUGUGGGCAUUGGUUACACUGGAGUAAGUCCUUCCUUUUUUCGUAGUAUUUCUUUUUCGUUGGUUAUCGACCCCAAGUGGUUUGCAUACAAGAACCUCUUCUUCAAACCUGACAGGGAGGCUUUGAUAAAGAAAGUGAAGGACACUUACAAGGACAUAAUUGGCAGCAGCUGAAAGAGAGGAGAAGAGCUGGUUGCGGUGCCAUUGAUAAUAAAAUCAGUGUAACUCUCUUUUCUUUGGAGAGAAAUACACAUGAUUCUGUGAGCAGCCAUGCGCCUGUCUCUGAUCUGCUUUGUUUCCCCUUUCAUCCUUUCUCUCUGCGGAAACUCCUAACCACUGUAAUCUAUAUAUAUAGUUCAAACUUAUGAGAUGUUACUGGAAUUGAAUGCUUGUUGUGAUAAAAGCAGAAUUAGCCAUCUCUCAGGUGCACUUAAAUACAGCAGAAUUAUCCAUCUUCAGGACUUUAUGCUGCAUCCUCUCCAUACCACCUAGGUUUACUGUCUCGUUUGUUUCAUGGAAUUGAUAUGAAUUUGGUACUUAAAAACCAAGCAUCAUGGACUUUGUACACAAUCCGUCGUUUGCUUGAUGGAUUUAGGAUGAAUAAAUCCGUGGGGCCCACGGACUUGAGAAUUCCACCCCACGAAGUGGGAUUUGUGUUGGAGUACAAAGUCCAUGAUGACUUUUUACAUUUUUAACCCUACUUAUUUCACUAAUCAUCUACUCAUCCUCUUUCAUUUACUAAUUACCAACUUGAAGUGGAUAUUAAGUUUGCAUUCAAU
This is a messenger RNA of Linum tenue, 2028 nucleotides long. Lineage: Eukaryota; Viridiplantae; Streptophyta; Magnoliopsida; Malpighiales; Linaceae. The record is from the annotation of a GenBank genome assembly.